UCAGCAGGAAGACACACGUGAAGAAAAGCCUCCAUGAGAACGUUACCUGCAGAGUCCUUCUUGCCAGCUGGCGUGGGAGAAAAUUGUGAAGAGCUCCAAGGAAAAUAUCUCAGGAUCAUCUCCCCCGAGUCCUCUGCUAAGCUCUACUGCUGCUAUACAGUGAUUGCCAUCCUCGCUACAUCUGUGAUUGCACUGUCUGUUGCUUUGUCAGAAAAAGAAAAGAAAGAACGGUUCUCAAUCAAAAAUAUCUGUGCUGUUUGCCCAAAAGAUUGGAUUGGAUUUAAGAGUAAAUGUUUUUAUUUUUCUGAAGACAUGAGAAACUGGACACUGAGCCAGACUUUCUGUAUGGCACAAGAGGCUCAUCUAGCUCAAUUUCAGAGCAAGGAGGAGCUGAAUUUCCUGAUGAGAUACAAGGGUGAUUCUACCCACUGGAUCGGCCUGCACAGAGAGUCAACACAACACCCAUGGAGGUGGACAGACAACACUGAAUAUAACAACUUGGUUCCCAUCCGAGGAGAAGGAGAACGUGCCUACCUGAGUGACAGAGGGAUCAGCAGUGGCAAGGACCACACAACUAGGAAGUGGAUUUGUAGCAAGCCUGAGAGCUUUGUACAGUUCCCAGAGGUUUCAUAGCUUGUGUCAAGGCAAUCAUGAGAGACCUGUAACAUGUUAUCUACAGUCACUGCCUCAUUUUUUAAUCUGUAAAAUUGUCAAAAUCUAUUCAUAAUCUGUGGUGACAUCCAAUAUGAAAACUGUCAUAGAGGACUAUACUUAUCGGUGCUUGGGAGCCAGUGGGAAAUUCUAAAUUACAUCAGUGUUUUGAUAUGAGUUUGUGCUCAUUGUAUCUUAAACCUAAAGUACAAUCACAUCAGUAUUAGUGACCUCCACUUUUAUGACUAGAUCUGAAAGUUUUUCCAUUAGUUCUUCGUUUGAAGGACAGAUACACUAAAAAAUGAAGGG
Molecule: messenger RNA, 960 nt
Organism: Peromyscus maniculatus bairdii (prairie deer mouse)
Lineage: Eukaryota; Metazoa; Chordata; Mammalia; Rodentia; Cricetidae
Product: C-type lectin domain family 2 member H-like
Cellular component (GO): external side of plasma membrane
Molecular function (GO): natural killer cell lectin-like receptor binding
Source: RefSeq, a predicted model, not a curated record